Erythranthe guttata (spotted monkey flower) is the source of this 1966-nucleotide messenger RNA. NCBI's taxonomy places the organism in Eukaryota, Viridiplantae, Streptophyta, Magnoliopsida, Lamiales, Phrymaceae. The record is from RefSeq and is a predicted model, not a curated record.
GGCGGCGCCGCCCAAACUAGUACUGCUCACUUUCUCUCUCCUCUCUCUGUCGUAAUGCCUCUCAAAUCAGACGGCUCUCUCUGCAUUAUCGACGCCCCCCUCUCCACAUCUCAUUCUCAAGGUGUGAGGAUGGGAGGAAGCUGUUCGUCGUCACCGAAGCUGGAAGAUUUCUUGGGUGGUACAACAAUGGCGACUCAUCCGUACGGAAUCAUCCAUCCAAAUCCAAGGGUUUAUAAUAAUAACCAUAACCAAGAUUCCUUCAGACAGCAGCACUAUUAUUAUUCUUCUUCUGACCUCAACUACAACAACAACAACAACAACAACAACAACAACGACGUCGUUUACCAAACAACCAACGACGAACCACCAACUGCAAUGAUAAUGCCCAACGACAACGGUAAUGAAAUCCCAUGUUUUAAAACGUGGGUUUAUGAUAAUCACGACCACCACCAUGCAUUUCAACACCACCACAACCACCAGCUGGUUCAUUAUAAUAAUAAUAAUACGGCGGUGUCGGAAAAUAGAGGAACAGCAACAACAAUGGGAGCAGGGUGUGGUGGCGAUUUACAUAGUUUAACAUUGUCGAUGAGUCCUGGCUCACAGACAAGCAGCAGCAGCUGUGUAAACCUCACUGCUGACACCACCCACUGUGUGUCCAUUGUCCAACAAAAUAAUAUUAUUAAUAAAAAGAGAGGGUCUUCUGAGAAAUUAAUGGCGCAGAAGCAAACUGUUCAUCACAGGAAAUCUAUCGACACUUUUGGCCAAAGAACUUCUCAGUUUAGAGGUGUCACAAGACACAGGUGGACUGGUAGGUAUGAAGCUCACCUGUGGGAUAACAGUUGCAAGAAAGAGGGGCAGACUAGAAAAGGGAGACAAGUCUAUCUUGGAGGGUAUGAUAUGGAAGAGAAAGCUGCAAGAGCAUAUGAUCUUGCUGCUCUCAAGUAUUGGGGCCCUUCUACUCAUAUUAAUUUUCCGUUGGAAAGCUACCAUCAAGAACUCGAGGAAAUGAAGAACAUGAGCCGACAAGAACACGUCGCUCAUUUGAGAAGGAAAAGCAGUGGAUUUUCUAGAGGCGCUUCCAUAUACAGAGGUGUUACAAGGCAUCAUCAGCACGGAAGAUGGCAAGCUCGGAUCGGUCGUGUUGCAGGCAACAAAGAUCUCUACCUCGGAACUUUCAGCACACAGGAAGAAGCAGCCGAAGCCUACGACAUAGCAGCAAUCAAAUUCCGCGGUGCAAAUGCCGUCACAAACUUCGACAUAUCAAGAUACCACGUCGACAAAAUCAUGUCAAGCAACACUCUGCCCACCGCUGACGUGGCGAGACGGAUAAAAGAGGCGGACCCCACAAUAGUCCAUCAAGUGGACGAAAACAACAACGACGUCGGAAGUGGAAGUUCGUCUUGUGAUUGGAAAAUGGUGCCACAUGGCAUAAUUGAAAACUAUCAUCAGAAUAUUAAUAAUAAUACUAAUAAUCCUUUCUCGGGGGGCCUGCAUGAUUUGAUGAUCGGUAUGGGUUCGAGCCAAACGAAGAAUAACGCAAUGGGGGCGCCGAAUUUGUCGAAUGCAUCCUCGUUGGUUACAAGCUUGAGCAGCUCAAGAGAAGGUAGCCCUGAUAAAUACACUUCUUGGAUUUCAAGCGAUAAGCUAAAGCCGGUUCUACUCACUAAUAAGGCUCACUUGCCGGUUUUUGCUAAUUGGAACGAUGCCUAAAUUAAAUGUUCGUUUUUUUUUUUUUUUUUUUGCUUAGCCUUUUGUGUAAUGGAGGGACAAGGGUGGGAUCCAGUUAUCUUUUGUUUUUGUAACUAAGUGCUUGAAAACUUUUUUCCAAGCUCAAAAUUCCCUUUUUUUGCUCAUAUUCGGGAUCAAGAUUCCGCAAAAUGGAGGGAAUUUUAUGAGGGGGGUCUAUCUCUCAUGAUUAAAUUCUUGUGAAUGAUUGACUCUGCAUUAUAUAUUUUGCUUUAACACU